AUGGGCUCGCUGGCGGCGAAGCGGCUGCUCACCGCGGCGGCGCUGACGCGCAGCCGCGGCGGCGGCGCGCUGGCGCUGCUGGCGCAGACUCGCGGCGGCGCGUCGCUGGCGCUGGCGCUGCGCGCGGGCGCGGCCCGGUCGCCGGCGGCGCCCGGCCGCCGCGCCGACGGGCGCGGCUCGUCGUCGUCGUCGUCGUCGUCGUCGUCGUCGUCGUCGUCGUCGUCGUCGUCGUCGUCGUCGUCGUCGUCGUCGCGGCGCCGCGGCGUCGCGGCGACGGUCGCGCUCGCGGGCGGCGCGGCGGCGGGCUGCGAGGCGGCCGACGACCGCGAGGCGCUCAUCGCCGGCUGGGAGGCGAAGCAGGGCGAGCACGCGUGGCUCGAGGAGGUGUCCGGCGACGCCGCGCUCGGCUGGGCCAAGGCGCAGAACGAGGCGACGUUCGCCGCGCUCGGCGACCCGGCCGCGUCGCCGACGUACGGCCGGAUCCUCGAGGUCCUCGAGUCCAAGGAGAAGAUCCCCGGCGUGAGCAAGAUCGGCGACUUCUACUACAACUUCUGGACCGACGAGGCCAACCCGCGGGGCCUCCUGCGGCGCGUGCCGUCGCUCGAGGCCUUCCGGUCCGAGAACCCGCCGUGGGAGACGGUGCUCGACGUCGACGCGCUCGGCCGGGCCGAGGGCGAGUCCUGGGUCUACAAGGGCAGCGCGAGCUGCCGCGAGUACGACGAGAAACACCGGCUCGUCGGCUCGCCGACGCGGACCCUCGUGUCCCUGUCGCCCGGCGGGAGCGACGCGAUCGUGCGCCGCGAGUUCGACCUCGCGGCCAAGGCGUUCGUCGGCGGCGACGCCUUCGAGCUCCUCGACCCGUCGAAGAGCCGGUGCUCGUGGCUCGACCGCGACACGCUCUUCCUCGGCGCGGACCUGAAGGACGGCGACCUCACGAGCAGCGGCUACCCGCGGACGGUCCGCGAGUGGACGCGCGGCACGGACCCCAGGGACGCGCCCGUCGUCUUCGAGGGCGAGGCCUCGGACGUGUCCGUCGGCGGCUACGUGAGCCGGAGCCGCGGCGCGGCCUUCGAGUGGCGCUAUCGCGCGACGACGUUCUACACGACCAAGAAGCAGGUGCGGCGCCACAGCGCCGCGCGCGACGGCGUCUGGCACCGGCUCGACGCGCUCGGCCUGCCCGACGACGCGCAGGUGUCGCACCUCGGCGACCAGCUCCUCGUCGAGCCGCGGUCGGACCUCGUCGCCGGCGGCACGACGUACCCCGCGGGGUCCUACCUCGCCGUGGGCUUCGACGACUUCGUCGCCCGCGGCGUCCGCGGCGCCAAAUUCGAGCCGCUCUUCGUGCCGAGUGCGAAGACGUCGCUCGCGUCCGCGGCCGCGACGCGCGACCGCCUCGUGCUCACGGUGCUCGAUAACGUGCGGACGCGCCUCGUCUUCCUCGAGCCCGUCGAGGCCGGCGGCGCCACGACGUGGCGCGACGCGGGCAGCGAGGCCGCGCCGAUGAUCCGCGGCGUGUCCGCGUCGCCCGUCGACGCCGAGGAGUCGAACGCCUACUUCCUGCGGACGUCGACGUACCUCGAGCCGUCGACGCUCGCGCUCGCGGAUGCGGUGGCGGGCGCCGCGGGCGUCGCGAACGCCGAGGUCAUCAAGGCGCUCCCGGCCAUGUUCGACGCGGCGGGCAAGGAGGCGUUCCAGGGCGAGGCGACGUCCGCCGACGGCACGAAGAUCCCCUUCUUCUGCGUGCGCACGGCGGGCGCGCCGCCGGAGACGCCGUGCCUGCUCUACGGCUACGGCGGCUUCGAGAUCAGCAACACGCCGGGCUACGGCGGCACGAUCGGCGCGGGCUGGCUCGAGCGGGGCGCGACGUACGUCGUCGCGAACAUCCGCGGCGGCGGCGAGUUCGGCCCGAAGUGGCACCAGGCGGCGAAGCGCGAGAAGCGCCACGUCUGCGUCGACGACUUCGCCGCCGUCGCGAAGCACCUCGCGGCGACGGGCGUCGCGACGCCCCAAUCCAUCGGCGUCCGCGGCGGCUCGAACGGCGGCCUCCUCGUCGGCAACUUCAUGGUCCAGCACCCGGACCUCUGCGCCGCGGUGGUCUGCGCCGUGCCCCUCCUCGACAUGAAGCGCUACUCGCACCUCCUCGCGGGCGCGUCGUGGCGCGGCGAGUACGGCGACCCGGACACGGACGACUGGGCCUUCCUCAAGUACAACAGCCCCUACCACAACGUCCGGCCGGGCACGGCCUUCCCGAAGCUCCUCAUGACGACGUCGACGAAGGACGACCGCGUCCACCCCUACCACGCGCGGUCCUUCGUCAAGCGCCUCCAGGAGACGGGCGCGCCAAACAUCUUCUACUACGAGAACAUGGAGGGCGGCCACGGCGGCGCCGCGGACGCGAAGCAGAGCGCGUUCGUCACGGCGCUCUACCAAGAUUUCCUCUUCGACGCGCUCUCGCCCAAGAAGUAG
Molecule: messenger RNA, 2466 nt
Organism: Aureococcus anophagefferens
Lineage: Eukaryota; Pelagophyceae; Pelagomonadales; Pelagomonadaceae
Exons: 1
Coding region: 1-2466 (821 amino acids)
Biological process (GO): proteolysis
Cellular component (GO): cytosol
Molecular function (GO): serine-type endopeptidase activity; oligopeptidase activity
Source: RefSeq, a predicted model, not a curated record